Molecule: messenger RNA, 4378 nt
Organism: Stegodyphus dumicola
Lineage: Eukaryota; Metazoa; Arthropoda; Arachnida; Araneae; Eresidae
Biological process (GO): phosphorylation
Molecular function (GO): ATP binding; kinase activity
Source: RefSeq, a predicted model, not a curated record
CCAAGCGAUCUCAUCUCAUGUAAGCUACGCUACAAAAAUCUAAUUCUCUCAGCAGUUGAUGAAGUUUUUUUCUAUGGAGUCAAUUCCAAAUCUGAAUGCUUAGUUGUACGAAUAUCAAGAGGGCAUAAUCAAGAGGCUGAAGCCUGGAUUUAUAUUAAAUUAGCCAAUGGGAAGACUUACCAGUUGAAACAAAGUAAUGGUUUCCAAAAAGAUUUUGCAGGAAAAUGCCAAAUUUUUUCUUGCGGUGGUUUACAACUACAUUACUUAUGCCCUAUGAGAAGAUGGAGAAUAUUUUUCUGUGGAAUGCUUAAAGAAAUUUCUGAAAGUAUGGAAUCUCAAGAAAAUAUGGCUUUUGUAAAAUUUGCAUUUAUAUGGACAGCUUCUUCAGAUAUACAUGAUUUUAGCUCUGAUAUGUAUCCAUUCUCCACUGCUAGUGGUAUAGCUAAAGCUGAAUGGAAAUAUCCUUUCAUACCAUCUGUGAAAAAAGUUACUGAAGCUUUAAAUAUCUAUGCACAGUCAGGAGUUAUUAAUGGUACAGUUUCUGUUAAUGAAGGUCCAGACUAUGCAAUGUAUUUAUUUGGUGAAAGAUUAAGAAAUAUUGGCAAGAUGUCUAAUAUUGAUGGCUGCAAAUUUAAACACAUAUUGGGAAACAUACCUCAGAAUGGAUUAUUUCUGCAUUUGGCAGAAGUGUCAGCUCCAUAUGUGUUUAAAAGUUUACCUAUUGGUUUUGUGGUGGAGCCCAGUGCAGAUGUAAAGGCUAUCGAGGAUGGAUUCGUCAUUACAAAACUAUUUGCAGUUGACAAGUCUGCAGAAGAUGUGACAGCAAAUUUCACAGCUGCGAAAAAGUAUAAAUUAACAGGAAAAAUUGUUGGAGAAUCCAUUGUUUUUAAAAGUGGCAAAGGUUGGAGUGGCUUUCUUGAAGUCCAUUUAAUUGAAUUAAGUAUACAGAACUUCAAAGGAAAUGGGUUAAUUAUGUGUGGAGAGAUCAAUGCAAAAUCAAAGAAGAAAGUUCAAAGUUUAGCUCCUGCUUUGCUACCAAGAGAUAUUCCUUUAACAGUCUGUUUUGAGAAUAAAAUAUCUCAAUUUUCUGAAGUUUCUGGUGGUAAAGGAUCAUCUCUUGGGAAACUUACUGAACUUAGUCUUGAUGAUAAAGCUUUUGUAGUUCCAAGAGGAAUAAUUGUUACAACUGCUGCAUACAAAAGACUAUUGACUCCUGAAAUUUUGAAUGAAAUUAAAAAUGUGGAAGAUAUCGCAUAUGGAAAUGUAGAAGGUGAUUUAAAAGAAGCUUGCAGAAUGAUACAAAAUAUAAUUGUGAGAAGAUCUUUACCAAAUGAAAUUUGCCAUAGUAUAGAAGAGAAUCUGAACAUUAUAUUUAAAGGAACUAUUAACCAGUAUAAAUUUGCUGUACGUUCUUCUGCUACAGGUGAAGAUACUGAACAGAUGUCAGCUGCUGGACAAAUGGACACAUUCCUUGGCAUUAUGGGUAUUAAGGAGAUUUUCACUGCAGUAAAAAAAUGUUGGGCUUCUCAGUUUGGUCACAUAGCUGUUGAAUAUAAAAGACAAAAUGGACAGAUUUUAAAUUCUCCAAUGGCUGUUGUUAUACAGGAAAUGGUAGCUUCUGAAGUUUCAGGAGUUCUUUUUACAUGUGAUCCAGUAACAAAUAAUCCAUCUGUCAUCGUUAUGACUGGAAAUUAUGGUUUAGGAGAGACUGUAGUCUCAGGAUCUGAAGAACCAGAUACUGUCAUACUUUACAGAGAUGAUGACAAUAAUUUGAAUGUUAAAUCUGUAAUCAUUGGGGCAAAAAACCAGAAAAUGAUUAUGAAAGAUGAUGGUGGAACAGUUUAUGAGAAAUUGGCUGAAAGUGAGAAGAUGGAAAGUUGUAUAUCAAAUGAACUAGCAGUAGAUCUGGGGAAAUUAGCAAUAAAAAUUGAAAACUAUUACAAAUCACCCAGAGAUAUUGAGUGGGGAGUAGCAAAUGAUACCAUUUAUAUUUUACAAUCUCGACCUGUUACAAGUGGAACAGGAGAAAAUGAUUAUGAAAUUAAGCACGAAUUUGAUGCUCCACUUCGCUGCGAACGUGACUAUUUCACCGUUUGCAAUGUUGGUGAGGUUAUGCCAGGGGCAUUAUCUCCCCUUGGAUUUGAAAACACAUGGAAAUAUUUGGCUCCUAUUUUCCAAAGGAGAGCACUUUCAGGGCUCCAGGAUAAUGACUUCCUUAGAACUAUUUACUUUCCGAGCGGAAUGGUACCUUUUUAUAACCAUUUGACAAUGUCUAUUAUUGAGUUAAUAUCUCGUUUGGAUUACAAAUCAACUAUGUCUCAAGGAAUGAUGGUUGGGGUUUUUGGCAGAAUUCUCACAGAGCCAGAAAUAUUUGAAGUCGCGCAGGAGCGAAGCCGAGAAAAGAAAAGAAAAUCGAUAUUUUUCUUCUGGUAUCUUAUUAAGCAAUUAUUUUUUGCUGAUAGAAGAAUGAAGAACAUCAAGAAACAACUUGAAAAUGUAAAACUAGGAGUAGACAAGUGCAAAACUUCAGUGGAAUGUUUUAAUACUAUAAUGAAUUCUUGUUCUGAGCAUGAAAAUAUCUUCGAUAAUCACCUUGAAUGCACUGAAAGUUCUUCAAGUUGGAAUAUGUUUCUCAUUAUUGUUUUGGCCAAAGCAAAUGGAUCCUUUGAUGACAAUGUGUAUACUGACUUUGCUAGACUUUUAGCAUCUUCAUCGGGUGUUGAAAGUGCAGAUAUUCCUAACGCUAUGCAGAACUUGGCUUGUAAGAUAGAUGAAGAUAUAGGAAGCAAACGGUUUAAGGCUAUGAGUCCUGAGGAAGCUCUAAAUUUGCUUGAAACUUCAACAACACUUGCUGGAUACAAAUUUCGGCAGUUCAUUAAGAGACAUGGCCACAGGUGUCUGAAAGAAUUUGAUCUGCGAUCAACACCUUGGUAUAGAAAUCCGAAGUCUUUGGUUAAGUUGCUGCAGAACCUGUGUGGCACAUGUGAAAUGCCUGUUCAGAAAGUGGAUGAUGAUUAUGAUGCAAUAAUAUCUCAACUUCGAGUGCCUCUGGACUUUAAAUCUAGAUGUCUUCUGAAAUUUUUGGUACCUCGUUGUCGUAGAGGAGUCAGAGGAAGAGAGGCCGCUAAAGCCCUUUUAGUUAAAGCGGUGGAUUUUGUUCGACAAAAAUAUGAGCAUCUUGCUAAAAUGAUGGUUGCUGAAGGUCGAAUUCCUGAUACCGAUUUAUUAUAUUUCUUAACUAUGGAAGAAAUCAAAGAUCUGUUGGAAACAAGGUCCCCGAGACUUAUUGCGAGGGCAAAUCAUCGUAGAAAACUGUUUCCGGAACUUGACAAAUAUUUAUUUCCAGAAAUAAUGCGAGGAUUUCCUAAACCGAUAAAUGAUGAUGAAGAAGAAGUUGAAUUUGUAUCUGAUUUGAUAAUGAAAGGCAUUCCGGUUAGUCAAGGCAUAGCCAAAGGUUAUGCACGUGUUGCUCUUACAUUAGAAGAAGCUUCUUAUCUGAAGCCUGGAGAAAUUCUUAUUACAUACGGCACCGACAUCGGCUGGAGUCCUUAUUUUCCUAUAGUUGCCGGAGUUGCCACAGAGCUAGGAGGUCUCAUAUCACAUGGUGCCGUAGUAAGUCGUGAAUAUGGUCUGCCUUGUGUUGUCGGUCUUCAUGGAGCAACGAGGCAAUUUCAAACAGGUGACUUUGUGCUCAUUGAUGGCACUAAGGGAUUAUUGCAACGAUUACCUCAACCAGAAGCAUAUGAAUAAUCUAGGCUUUAUCAAGAACUUUUAGUAUUUUUAUUUUCACAUAAUUAAUAAAUAAAUUACAGAUAAGAAACUGAAACAAAAUUCAAAUUUUAAUGCACUAUAUAUUAGACAAAUUGAAAUUACUGUACCAUUAUAGCAAGUGAAUUCAUUCCUUUUCACAUAAAUUUAAAUGCUGUCAUCAACAUGCAUAAUGACAAUAUUUAUAUUAAUAUAAAUGACAUAAAAUUAAUUCAGUGCAUAUUUACAAAUUAUUUAUGCCUGGAGCUUCUAGAAAACACCUAAAAAAUUUCAAUUUGCAAUAAAUGAAGUAACAGUUACAUUCCACAUUAGACGCAGCAGAACAUUUAAGAUUUAUAUAUUUAAAUAAAUAUGCAUAAGGAAUCAAAAACACAGAAAUAAAAAUAGUGUAUUUCGUCCUUUCAUAAAAUAUACAAAUGAGUUUCGCACGAUCAAAAUUUUAAUACCUUACAAUAGAAUAAACUGCGACAUAUUUAUAGAAUUAAUUUCCAUACAUUUAGAAUAAAUUUGCAUGUUACAGGAAGUUCUGUUAAUCAGCAUUCAUAAUGCAUGUAGCAUAUUUAUUUUAAUAAAACUGAAAUAAAACUAAUUCUGAAUGUUUAGUUGCAAA